Molecule: messenger RNA, 2643 nt
Organism: Ziziphus jujuba (common jujube)
Lineage: Eukaryota; Viridiplantae; Streptophyta; Magnoliopsida; Rosales; Rhamnaceae
Exons: 2
Coding region: 869-2125 (418 amino acids)
Biological process (GO): regulation of transcription by RNA polymerase II
Cellular component (GO): SAGA complex
Molecular function (GO): transcription coactivator activity
Source: RefSeq, a predicted model, not a curated record
GAGAGCAACCGAGAAAGAAAGAGAGCGAAGAGAGAGAGAGAGAGAGAGAGAGAGAGAGAGAGAGAGAGAGAUAUAAAAAAAAAGAAAAAAAAAAGAGCGAAGGAAUUAGCAGCGAUCGAGCUAACACACAGCAAAAGCUCAAAUAUUAUAUAUCCGCAGCGCCCAAAUAAAAAAAAGCCAAAAAAAAAAAAUUGCACUGAAAUAUUUUUUUAAAAAUAAUAAUAGUAAAAAGAAAAAAAAGGAAAGGAAAAGAGAGAGAAAGAGAGAGAGAGAGAGAGAGAGAGAGAAAGAGGUAGUGCGAAAGGCCAAGCUUCGAAGGCUUCGAAGGACCCAGUGAGUGAGGUUUUCGAUUAUCUCAGCGAUUUUCCUCAACUUGGUUUUAAGUUUGGACGAAGAAAGCAACGGUGUGUUUUGGACCCGGGUUUUGUGAUUCAAGCUUUAGGGUUUUGUGAUUUAUCAUGGUUUCCAAUAAAUUGAGCUUGGCUUAUGCGUUAUUUUGGUGGGAUUUAGCGAGCUCUUUGCUGGGUUUGAUCGCUAGGGUUUUGGUUUCGAGAAGAUGAGAUUUGUGGUUUGCAUUGUAUGGUUUUUGGGUGUGGAGAAUUUUUGCGGUUGUUUGGAAACAAGGGUGAUUGCAAUCUAAGUUCGAGAUAAAAGGGGUUUUUGGGGGUUCUUGUGAUUUUGGGUGCAUGGUUUGCGUAGCCGUUCGUUUGGGUUUGUGCAAAAAAGAUUCGCGAAUUGAUGUUGUAAUGAAUGAUAUGUGGGAUUGUACGGUUGUCUGGAAACAGAAAUAACUGUUAUUUGGCUUUGACUUGGGGAUUAGUGGGGGGGGUUUUGUGAUUCUUGUGGAUGGUUUGAAUCUGUUUGAGAAAUGCAACCACAGCAGUACUCUAGAAUUGAUUUGGCAGACUUGAAAGCUCAGAUAGUGAAGAGAAUUGGUGCAGAGAGGUCGAAGCGGUAUUUUAUUUACUUGAAUAAGUUGUUAAGUCAGAAGCUGAGCAAGAAAGAAUUCGAUAAGUUCUGUUACAGAGUGUUCGGCAGCGAGAAUAUUUCAUUGCACAAUCAGUUGAUACGAUCAAUCUUAAAGAAUGCAUGCCAGGCCAAGACCCCGCCACCGAUUCAUCUAUCAGCUGUCCCAAAACUUGGGGUACAAGCAGCAAAUAGUUCUCCUAGCAGAGAAGAUGGACAUGAACAAAGUGGAACUGUUUUCCAAAAUCAAAAUCAGAAUGUACCCAUCUGGUCAAAUGGAGUUUUGCCAGUGUCCCCGCGUAAGGGUAGGUCUGCUAUACGUGAUCGGAAGCUCAAGGAUAGACCAAGCCCACUUGGACCAAAUGGAAAGGUGGAUAGUGUCUUGCAUGCAUCCAUGGGUUCAGAGGAUAGUGGAAGUAAGGUUGUUAUGGAAAAUGGGGAUGUGACUCCAUGUGAUUAUCAGAGACCAGUGCAGCAUCUUCAACCAGUUGCUGAGCUACCUGAGAGUGAAAGGGCAGUUCAGCGAUCCAUAGAAAAAAUAAGGAUGCACAAUAAAGAUCAGGCUGGAGUAGAUGUCGUGGAAGAUGGAGAAGAGAUCGAGCAGUUAAAUCGCUUGAGUUUCUCUAGAAGUCCUUUAGUUGCACCACUUGGGAUUCCACUUUGCCCAGCUAGUGUUGGUGGGCCCCGCAAAGCUGCAUCUUUAAGUAGCAGUGGUGAUGUGGUUGGCUAUUAUGACAGUGGUGGGUUGUCUGACACCGAGACAUUGAGAAAACGCAUGGAGCAGAUUGCUGCAGCACAGGGUCUAGGAAGCGUUUCUAUGGAAUGUGCCAAUAUGUUGAAUAACAUGUUGGAUGUGUACCUGAAGCGAUUGAUCAGGUCUUGUGUUGAGUUGGUUGGAGCAAGGUCUACAUAUGAGCAAAAAAGGCAGCCCGUCCAGAAGCAGCAGAUUCAAGGCAAGGUUAUUAAUGGCAUGUGGCCAAGUAAUCAUAUGCAUAUGUCAAGUGGCAACGGCCCCAUGGAACCUAUGCAAGAACAGAGACCGCGGUGUUCAAUAUCUAUGCUUGAUUUUAAGGUUGCCAUGGAGCUAAAUCCACAGCAACUUGGAGAAGAUUGGCCAUUGCUGCUUGAGAAGAUUUGUAUGCAUGCGUUUGAGGAAUGAAACAUCCUACAAAUAUUUAUUUUUCCCGGAGAUGUGGUUGGGUCUUUAGAUGGCCUGACAGAUGCUCGAGGUCAUUGAUCCACAUAGCUCUCUUCUCAUUGCCAGGAUGGACCAGAUGGCUCCCAAUUGGUAAAGAUCCAGCCGUUAAGACAAUACUGUUGUGACUUUGAGCAUCAAAAUGUCUGUAUCUGUCAACUGCAGAGCCAGGCUCGGCUGGGAAUUAUUUAACUGCAACCGAUUAUGGGUUAUUUCAAAUUGAGUACUCAUAUUUGGUUGUUCUGUUGUACGUUUAGCGUUGACGUUGGCUGUAUUGCUAUUGCUUCGGUCUAAGUCUUGGUGUAACUGACAGCCAAUGGAGGGAAAAUAUAAGAAAGUUUUGCAGGGACACUGUCAUGUAACUUGGUCAAAGGUAAAAUCACCUGUGUAAGAGCUGCAGUAUUGCACUGUAUGUAUUUCUAAAAUCUGAUAAUUAAUUGGAAUUCAGUAUCAAUAACACAUUAACAUCCAUUGAACUGUCC